AUGCGUCCACGCGAGUUGAUGAAGGAGCUGGACCGCUACAUUGUGGGCCAGAGCGAGGCUAAGAAGGCUGUGUCAGUGGCGCUGCGCAAUCGGUGGCGCCGCCACCAGGUGCCGAGCGACAUACGCGAGGAGAUCGCGCCAAAAAAUAUUCUGAUGAUUGGCCCGACCGGCGUGGGCAAGACGGAGAUUGCCCGCCGCCUCGCCAAGCUCGUAGAUGCUCCGUUCGUCAAGGUGGAGGCCACCAAGUUCACAGAGGUCGGCUUCCACGGCCGCGACGUGGAGAGCAUCAUCGAGGACCUCUAUAAGGCCUCCUUGUCGCAGACAAAGCAGAACAUCCGUCGCCAGCAUGAGGAGGAGGCGAAGUUGAAGGCGGAGGACCGCAUUCUUAAGUCCUUGGCCGGUGUGUCGGACGGCUUCCGCGAGCACCUGCGCAGCGGGGCAUUGGACGACAUCGAGGUCAUGGUUGAGCUUCAAGAGAAGAAAGAGAAACCCAAGACAGCGAGCGGCGAGGGUGUCUUCAUCUCUCUCGACAUCCCUUCCAUGAUGGGCGGGCAGCGCCAGCAGACUGUGAAGAAGGUGAUGAAGAUCAAGGACGCUUUCCCGGCUGUGCUGCAGGAAGAGCUGGACAAGAUGAUGGACACCGAGGACGUCACGGCGGAGGCGCUGCGCGCCUGCGAGGAGGACGGCAUCGUUGUCAUCGACGAGAUCGACAAGAUCGUGACGGCGGCGGGCGGGUACAAGGGUCACCAAGCCUCUGCCGAGGGCGUCCAGCAGGAUCUGCUACCGUUGGUAGAGGGCACCACGGUGUCGACGAAGUUUAAUGUGCAGGUGAGGACGGACAAGAUUUUGUUUAUCUGCAGCGGCGCCUUCCACAGCGUUAAGCCGUCCGACAUGCUGGCGGAGCUGCAGGGCCGUCUGCCCAUCCGCGUCGAGCUCCAGCAACUGAGUAAGGAGGACUUUCACCGCAUCAUCACCGAGCCCCGUUUCAACCUCAUUGCGCAACACAAGGCUAUGAUGGCUACCGAGGGCGUCGACCUCAUCUUUGAAGACGACGCGCUCUGGGAGAUUGCUAGCAUCGCCGCCUACAUCAACUCGACAGUGCAGAACAUCGGCGCGCGCCGCCUCAUCACGAUCACGGAGAAGGUUGUUGAGGAGAUCAGCUUCGAGGGGCCGGAGCGGAGGAGCGAGAAGUUCGUCAUUGACGCCGCGUACGUCAAGAAGGCUGUGGACAAGAUGGUCAAGAAGGUGGACAUCAAGAAGUUCAUCUUGUGA
This is a messenger RNA of Leishmania mexicana MHOM/GT/2001/U1103, 1272 nucleotides long. RefSeq names its product heat shock protein HslVU, ATPase subunit HslU,putative. The coding region runs from base 1 to 1272 and encodes 423 amino acids. The record is from RefSeq and is a predicted model, not a curated record. Gene Ontology annotation, cellular component: HslUV protease complex. Lineage: Eukaryota; Euglenozoa; Kinetoplastea; Trypanosomatida; Trypanosomatidae. The transcript has a single exon. Gene Ontology annotation, molecular function: peptidase activity; ATP hydrolysis activity; ATP binding.